GUCUGUCAUACCAUCUUCGCUGGACUACUAAGGAAUUUCAGGUUACAUACGAUGCAACUUGGUUUUUUCACUAGGCGCUUCGUAACAAACCAAAUAAAAAGAAUGUCAAAAUCAACAGAUUCUACGAAAGAUAAACUUAUUUUUGCACCUAAUCGCUAUCAAUACUCAAAGUCAAGUCUUCAUAAGGAGGAAUUGGAGGGUAAGGACCCAUUACUCGUGUUUAAUGACUGGUUCCAUGAAGCUACCGAAGACCCGGCUAUUCAAUCUCCAGAAAGUAGUACUUUGUCUUCGGCUCGUCUUCCUUCUGGAAGAGUCUCUUCCCGUUUGGUCUUGCUGAAGGAACUGGACCGUAGAGGUUUUAUUAUAUUUACCAACUUGGGAACAUCGAAAAAAGCAGAAGACUGGAAAACAAAUCCUUAUGCCUCUCUAUCGUUUUGGUGGGAGUCCUUACAACGCCAAGUAAGAGUUGAGGGGAUGAUCGAACGUCUCAGCCGCGAGGAAACUGAAGAGUACUUCCAAACUCGGCCUCGCCUAUCUCGUAUAGGUGCAUGGGCUUCCCCUCAAAGUACUGUCAUUCAGAACCGUAAAGAAUUGGAAGAACGCGUUCAAUCAUACAAAGAAAAGUUUGGUGAAGAUGAGCCUGGUUUCAUACCUGCUCCUGAGUUUUGGGGUGGCAUUCGCAUCGUACCUUUAGAAAUUGAAUUUUGGCAAGGUGGGCAGUACCGUCUUCACGACCGCUUCUCCUUUCGUCGAGAUGAUUUGGAAAGCAACUACCAGUUGGUUCGUUUAGCCCCUUGAUUUUUAUCCUUUACAUUUGCCUUUGCCUUUGCCUUUGUUGUUUUUAUAAAAAGCUAAUUACAGCAGAAACAAUAUUUCUUUUCUUUCUGUGGAAAUGUGUAUGAAUCCUUCAAAAAUACGAUAACCACGCUUGGCUUUUACUAAUUAAGUCCAUCACAAAAUACUAGGUAUUAUGACAAGUCAUAUUAAUAUUCAAAAAGCUUUUUUCUUUAUUCUUGUAUACUUCUCAAGAGAAUUUGGCCAACAAAUUUCAAACAUUUUUUCUUUUUUUUUUAAAACCCACUUGGUUUUCUAAAGCUACAAGAAAAGCGCCAAAAAGUCUUCAAGCACUUUCAAUUAACUGAAAUUUUUUCAUAUCUUUUAAACAUAACUUUGUUGAACUUACAA
Molecule: messenger RNA, 1185 nt
Organism: Schizosaccharomyces cryophilus OY26
Lineage: Eukaryota; Fungi; Ascomycota; Schizosaccharomycetes; Schizosaccharomycetales; Schizosaccharomycetaceae
Product: pyridoxamine 5'-phosphate oxidase
Exons: 1
Coding region: 52-798 (248 amino acids)
Biological process (GO): pyridoxine biosynthetic process
Molecular function (GO): FMN binding; pyridoxamine phosphate oxidase activity
Source: RefSeq, a predicted model, not a curated record